UUACAUAAACUCGCUUUUCUGACUCCCCCACGUCACGCAGAGGAAGAACUCCUCCAGAUCCUGGCGGUCUGCUGCCUGAGUUGCUGUCGAACUUCUCCAGCUGCGCGCAUCAUGAUUGUUCUCGUGGACCUGGUGCUGAUGCUCAUAGACCUCACCUACUCCAUCCUGGCUGCGAUGAUCCAGACUUUCCUGCGUCCGAGGCUCAAGUGCGUUGAUGGAGAGCUGUGUUUGAUAACGGGGGCCGGGGGCGCGCUGGGGCGCCUGUUCGCCCUGGAGUUCGCCAAAGAGGGAGCGCGCCUGGUGCUGUGGGACUGCAACACCAGUGCCAACGAGCAGACCGCCGAGCUGGCGCGGGAGCUGGGGGUUGAGGUGCACGCGUACACGGUGGACCUGUCCAAGCGGCAGAGCAUCUAUGAGGCGGCGGACCGGGUCAGAGAGGAGGUCGGGGAUGUCUCCAUGCUGGUCAACAACGCGGGUGUGGUGGCCGGGCGCAGGCUGCUGGACUGUCCGGACGAGAUGCUGGAGAGGACUCUGCUGGUCAACUGCCACGCGCUUUUUUGGAUGACCAAAGCCUUCCUGCCUCAGAUGAAAGCAAAGAACCACGGCCACAUGGUCACCAUCGCCAGUGCUCUUGGACUGUUCAGCACCGCGUGUGUCGAGGAUUACUGUGCGAGUAAAUUUGGAGCCGUGGGUUUUCACGAGUCUCUGACUCAUGAGCUUCUAGCAGAGAACCUGGAGGGCAUAAAAACGACCUUGGUGUGCCCUUACAUUGUGGACACGGGGAUGUUUGCAGGCUGUGAGAUCAGGCAGGAGCUCAAGAGUCUCAUUCCACCUCUGCAGCCCCUCUACACCGUACAACAGUCCAUGAAAGCCAUUUUAGCCGAACAGCAAAUGAUCUGCAUUCCUCGCAUGAUGUACAUCCCCUUCCUUGCACGAGCGUUGUUACCUUGGGAGGCAAACGUGGCAACAUAUCGCUUCAUGGGAGGAGACAAGUGCAUGUUACCUUUCAUCAAGAAUGUUGAAAUGAAGACUUCCAACGGCCAUAUCAAGUCCUCCUAAAGCCACCGCUGACUCUUCCUCUUAAGUAACGGACCAACUUGGAUAACAAAGGCUUUUACCAAAUAAACAUUCAUUUGAAGGGAGAACCCAAUAUCUACACUAACCUGGUAUCUCACCACACCAGGUUCCCCGGAGUGUUAGGACCACACUGAGAAAAAAAUGUGUUCACAGACUUCAAGAAUAAAGUUUAUGAGAAUAGAGGAGACUUGUUAAAAUAAAGGUGGUGGAGCAUAUCUUGGAAUUGUUCACAAACAAGGAGAUCAUCAGCAUCACUUUGUCAUAAGUAAGUUACAAUAUUAUGACUUUUAUUGACAUUUAUGACUUUAAUCUCAUAAAUUCACAACCUUAUUCUCAGUCUGUGAGUUUUUUUCCCCCAAUUUUAAAUUCCAUCCAUCUACAUGAGUAGAUUCCAGUAGAAUUCACUAUAGUGGAUGAAUCCACAAAUACCAGAUAUAUACAAGUGCGUCUUUUUAUUCACAUUAACAAACAGUGCAGAAACAAGGACUGGACAAAUUAAUCUACAGGAAACAUGCAACAGAACAUAUUAAGCGUUAUUUUGAGCCAGAUUACAGUCUUCAUAAAAAGGAAGUCAAACAUACAAAAAAGAAAUCCCUCUCAUGAUUGAUCCUCAUCCCCUCCUGUCCAUAUGUUCCAUUUAAAUUUGCCUCCAUUGCUGCUGCUGCUGUUGAUUAAAUAAACUGACAAUUUUUU
Solea senegalensis (Senegalese sole) is the source of this 1770-nucleotide messenger RNA. Its product is annotated as retinol dehydrogenase 10-B-like. The record is from RefSeq and is a predicted model, not a curated record. Lineage: Eukaryota; Metazoa; Chordata; Actinopteri; Pleuronectiformes; Soleidae. Bases 112 to 1059 code for a protein of 315 amino acids. The transcript is spliced from 5 exons. Gene Ontology annotation, molecular function: oxidoreductase activity, acting on the CH-OH group of donors, NAD or NADP as acceptor. Gene Ontology annotation, cellular component: lipid droplet.